CAGUGGGAUAGUAAAAUGGAGUUCAUUCUAACUGUGGCUGGUGCUAUUGUUGGACUUGGAAAUAUAUGGAGGUUUCCAUAUCUUUGUUACAAGAAUGGUGGGGGUGCCUUCUUCAUCCCGUAUAUCCUGUACCUGGUGACCUGUGGCAUCCCUCUGUUCAUCCUGGAGACGGCUCUUGGACAGUACACCAGCCAGGGGGGCAUAACCUGCUGGAGGAAGAUCUGCCCGCUGUUUGAGGGAUUGGGCUAUGCCGCCCAGGUGAUCACUAUAUAUGGAUGUAUGACCUACAUUGUGAUCCUGGCCUGGGCUUUCCACUACCUCUUUUCAUCCUUCACUGUUGACCUGCCAUGGGCCAACUGUAAUAAUGACUGGAACACAGAUGCUUGUGUCACAUUUGGUACCAAUAAUGUAACCAGCAAUUGGACUGUUCCUCUCCUGAAUACGUCAUCUUCAGUUGUAGAGUUUUGGCAGCGGCGAGUGCUGCGGAUAUCGGAUGGAAUAGAAUCACUUGGAGGCAUUAGAUGGGAGCUGGCUCUGUGCCUUCUGCUGUCCUGGGCCAUCUGCUACUUCUGUAUGUGGAAAGGAGUGAGGUCUACAGGAAAGGCAGCGUGCUUCACGGCAACGUUCCCCUAUGUCAUGCUACUGGUGCUAUUCGUCCGAGGAGUGACCCUACCUGGAGCUAUAGAUGGCAUCUUCUACUACAUGUAUCCCAAUGCUACACGGCUUGCUGAUCCACAGGUUUGGAUGGAUGCAGGAACCCAGGUAUUUUUUUCUUACGCCAUAUGCCUGGGAUACCUGACUUCUCUCGGAAGCUACAACAAAUAUAACAACAACUGUUACAAAGACUCCUUCUACCUGUGCUUGUUGAACAGUGGGACGAGCUUCCUGUCUGGUUUUGCUAUUUUUUCCAUCCUGGGUUAUAUGGCUGGAGAACAGGGUGUGGACAUCUCUAUGGUAGCUGAGUCAGGUCCUGGCCUGGUGUUCAUAGUGUACCCGCAGGCAGUGUCCCUGCUCCCCUGUCCUCAGUUCUGGGCCGUGUGUUUCUUCACCAUGAUCAUCCUGUUAGGAUUGGACAGCCAGUUUGUCGGCCUUGAGAGCCUUAUGACCUCGGUAACGGAUGUCUACCCCAACGUCCUCAGAAAGGGCCACCGGAGGGAGCUACUGCUGCUGCUCAUCUGCUGUUGCUGCUGCCUGGUCGGACUCAUCAUGGUCACAGAGGGUGGCCUCUACAUCAUACAGCUGUUUGAUCAUUAUGUGUGCAGUGGUGCCACUCUGCUACUCCUCUCCAUAUGCCAGUCUUUCAGUAUUGGAUGGAUAUAUGGUGCUGAACGUUUCUGUGACAACAUUGAGGAUAUGAUUGGCUACAGGCCCUCCUCUCUGGUGAAGUACUGUUGGCUAUACAUCACCCCUACUAUGUGCACAGGAACCUUUGUGUUCUCGCUGCUGAAGUACAGCCCUCUGAAGUUCAACAACACCUAUGUGUACCCGUGGUGGGCUUACGGGCUGGGCUGGUUCCUGGCUAUGUCCUCCCUGUCUCUCAUUCCCCUCACAAUGGUCUACAAACUGUACCGAGGACAAGGGACAUUCUGGCAUCGCCUCCAGGCAAUCUGUCGGCCAGCAGAUGACCUUCCCAGGAUCAGGGCUGGGAUGUAAUCGGAGUUGGGAUGUUACAUGUAAUCUGUUACAAGUAAAGGAUUACACAACCUGUAACUGUAAGAAUUACACAACCGUGCUGAGGGUGCUGCAGA
Molecule: messenger RNA, 1748 nt
Organism: Oncorhynchus tshawytscha (Chinook salmon)
Lineage: Eukaryota; Metazoa; Chordata; Actinopteri; Salmoniformes; Salmonidae
Product: sodium- and chloride-dependent GABA transporter 2-like
Exons: 14
Coding region: 16-1653 (545 amino acids)
Biological process (GO): sodium ion transmembrane transport
Cellular component (GO): membrane
Source: RefSeq, a predicted model, not a curated record